Molecule: messenger RNA, 1485 nt
Organism: Cololabis saira (Pacific saury)
Lineage: Eukaryota; Metazoa; Chordata; Actinopteri; Beloniformes; Belonidae
Gene: ensab
Product: endosulfine alpha b
Exons: 3
Coding region: 127-477 (116 amino acids)
Cellular component (GO): cytoplasm
Molecular function (GO): protein phosphatase inhibitor activity
Source: RefSeq, a predicted model, not a curated record
GCAGCAGAGCAGAGCAGCAGGAUUAGGUCCAAGUGCAGGUACACCUACAGAAAAGGUACCUUGUUUUUACAAAACCCCUGGGUUUUCCGGCAAACAGGGCGUCUGUUUGUACAACACAGUCAGACGAUGUCGUCAGAAAACCUUGACACGGACGCACAAGUGGAGUACGAGGACGAAAAACAGGACUCACAGGAGAAGAAUGCAAACCCUGUGAAAGCAGAGGAGGCCAAGCUGAAGGCCAAAUACCCAGGCUUGGGCCAGAAGCCUGGUGGCUCGGACUUCCUCAUGAAAAGACUACAGAAAGGACAAAAGUACUUUGACUCGGGCGACUACAACAUGGCCAAGGCCAAGAUGAAGAACAAGCAGCUUCCUGUGGCGGGACCGGACAAGAACCUGGUGACGGGCGACCACAUCCCCACACCGCAGGAUCUACCGCAGAGGAAGUCGUCCUUGGUGACCAGCAAGCUGGCCGGUUAGCCUCCAGCAUCCCCGAGGCCCCGUCGAUCGAUGCUCCCCACCACCCCCGGAACUCCAGGGAAAACGUCCCGUCUCCACCUGACCUACGUCCCCCAGGUGUCCACUCCCCUCCUCUUGCUUCCCUUUCAUCCCCCUGGCACCACUGGCUUUAACAUAUCGGACCGAGUUGUCUAAGUUAAAACUCCAUUUGCUUGUAUGAUGGCGGGGUGGGGUGGGAGUGACGGAUGGAUGCUUAGGCGGCCGGAAAGGUCGCAGCCCUCUCUGCCUUUCCACCACGCACCUCCACCCCCUCUGCGCACUCUGCUAUACCGCCUCCCUCAUAUCUUGGUUUUCAGUGUUCCAAGAUGCAUUACAGUAGGUGUGUGUCAUCAGGCAGGGUUGGAUGGGGCGAGUUAAUGCACUUUGUAUUCUGUAUAGUAUGUAUUGUUAUUUUUUUGCAUCCUGAAUGACACCAAAAUAAUGUGUGUAAAGGAGUUAGGAACCAUGGUCGCAACUUGUUCUUUGAUCUUCACGCUCCGUUUCUGUGCUGGUUGCCGGCUUUAGCAGGAGGGGCUGGAAGAGGUAUGCAAAUACCAAAUCAAUGAGGGGUAGCUGUUUUAAUUUUAACAGUAACUUUAGCAUUCAGUAACACUGAUGGGAAAAAGAAUGGAGUGUACUUUGUAUCUCACUCUACAGUCAUGUUUUUUCAAAUAUGAAGUCAGCUGCUGCAGCUCAGCCAAACGGGGACUUAACUCUUGAAAUUUUCACCCCAGCUGAUGUCUUAGUCCCUUUGCUCCUGUUCUCUCUAAAGAUGCUGCAUGAUUGUAACAAAGAAAACAUAACUUGUCCUUUUUUUUCUUUUUUUUUUUACAGUAGUGGGGCAUUUCUUGGAUGUUGAAAAAAAUAUCAAAACACAUGAAAUGUCCACAAACACUUCUUUCCUUUAGCAUUUCGAUGUUAAGACAAUCCAUUUACAUGUUCUCGUGUUGGCAGCCGACGGCAAGAACCAGCUGAGUGUAUCUUUGUUUU